Molecule: messenger RNA, 2175 nt
Organism: Anguilla rostrata (American eel)
Lineage: Eukaryota; Metazoa; Chordata; Actinopteri; Anguilliformes; Anguillidae
Gene: elmo2
Product: engulfment and cell motility 2
Exons: 20
Coding region: 1-2160 (719 amino acids)
Biological process (GO): actin filament organization; cell motility
Source: RefSeq, a predicted model, not a curated record
AUGCACGCCAGCCUAGAGAUCGCCAGGUUGGCACGCGCCAUAGAGAUCGACCAGGUUGCUAUAGAGAUCGACCAGGUUAGUGCCAACGCCCAGCUCAUAGAGAUCGACCAGGUUAGUGCCAACGCCCAGCUCAUAGAGAUCGACCAGGUUAGUGCCAACGCCCAGCUCAUAGAGAUCGACCAGGUUAGUGCCAACGCCCAGCUCAUAGAGAUCGACCAGAAAAAGCCCCUGUCCUCCAUCAUCAGGGAAGUGUGUGACGGCUGGUCGCUGUCGGGCUCGGAGCAGUUCGCCCUGCGCUACGCCGACGGGCCCCAGCUCUACAUCACCGAGCAGAGUCGUGGCGAAAUCAAGAAUGGGACCAUUCUGCGCCUGGCCAUUUCUCCAACCCGCGCCGCGCGGCAGCUGCUGGAGAGGAUUCAGUCUCACGGGAUUGACGCGCGGCUGGAGGCCCUGAAGGAGCUGGCCAAGCUGUCCGCGGACCCCACCUUCGCCACCGAGUUCAUCAACAUGGAGGGCAUCGCCACCCUGGCCAGGCUGGUGGAGAGCGGCACACACUUUGGGGAGAUGCUGGCGUUCACCCUGACCGCGUUCCUGGAGCUGAUGGACCACGGGAUCGUCUCCUGGGACCUCAUCUCCCUGUCCUUCAUCAAACAGAUUGCGGGCUACGUGAACCAGCCCAUGGUGGACGUGUCCAUCCUGCAGCGCUCCCUGGCCAUCCUGGAGAGCAUGGUGCUCAACAGCCACAGCCUCUACCACCGGGUGGCGCAAGAGAUCACCGUGGGACAACUCAUCGCACACCUGCAAGUGUCCAAUCAGGAGAUCCAGACGUACGCCAUCGCCCUCAUCAACGCCCUGUUCCUCAAAGCGCCCGAGGACCGGCGCCAGGAGGAGCAUACUAACCCGCUGGACCUGCGGCUCUCUGAGAUGGCAAGCACCCUGGCACAGAAACACCUGAGGUCCAUCAUCCUUAAUCACAUCAUCCGCGGCAACCGGCCAAUCAAAGCCGAGAUGGCGCACCAGUUGUACGUGCUCCAGGUGCUGACCUUUAACCUCCUGGAGGAGCGCAUGAUGACCAAGAUGGAUCCCAGUGAUCAGGCUCAGAGGGACAUCAUAUUCGAGCUGCGCAGAAUCGCCUUCGACGGCGAGAACGACCCCGGCGGCACGGAGAAGCGAAAGGCCAUGUACACCAAGGACUACAAGAUGCUGGGCUUCACAAACCACGUGAACCCGGCCAUGGACUUCACACAGACCCCGCCCGGCAUGCUGGCCCUCGACAACAUGCUGUACCUGGCCAAGCUGCACCAGGACACCUACACCCGGAUUGUUCUGGAGAACAGCAGCCGCGAGGACAAACACGAGUGCCCGUUCGGCCGCUGCGCUAUCGAGCUCACCCGCAUGCUGUGUGAGAUCCUGCAAGUGGGAGAGCUGCCAAACGAGGGCUGCAACGAUUACCACCCCAUGUUCUUCACUCACGACCGCGCCUGGGAGGAGUUCUUCUGCGUCUGCAUCCAGCUGCUCAACAAGACCUGGAAAGAGAUGAGAGCCACAGCUGAGGACUUCAACAAGGUGAUGCAGGUGGUGAGGGAGCAGAUCACUCGGGCUCUGGCCAUGAAGCCGUCCUCUCUGGACCAGCUGAAGAGCAAACUGCGGGGACUCAGCUACUCUGAGAUCCUCAGACUGCGGCAGUCCGAGAGGAUGAGCCAGGACGACUUCCAGUCCCCACCCAUCAUCGAGCUGCGUGAGAGGAUUCAGCCUGAGAUCCUGGAGCUGAUAAAGCAGCAGCGUCUGAACCGCCUGUGUGACGGCAGCUGCUUCCGCAAGGGCGGCAACCGCAGGAGACAAGAUAAGUUCUGGUUCUGCCGCCUGUCUCUGAACCACAAGGUCCUGCACUACGGAGACCUGGAGGAGCCCCCCCAGGGGGAGGUGCCCUUCGAGCUGCUCACCGACAAGAUCCCAGUGUCUGAUAUCAAGUCGGUGGUGACUGGGAAGGACUGCCCUCACAUGAAGGAGAAAAGUGCCCUCAAACAGAACAAGGUAAAGACCGUCCUGUGCCCUCUACCGGAGAAAGGCCAUCGUGUGUCCUUGCACGUGCUACACCUGCAGAGACGCACGCUAGAGCAAGUUAACUUUCUAAACCGCACAAUUUAUGGCCAAAAAUAACUUGGGUAAAGCGUU